Larimichthys crocea (large yellow croaker) is the source of this 1225-nucleotide messenger RNA. RefSeq names its product multidrug resistance-associated protein 9-like. NCBI's taxonomy places the organism in Eukaryota, Metazoa, Chordata, Actinopteri, Sciaenidae. The coding region runs from base 152 to 1225 and encodes 357 amino acids. The transcript has 8 exons. Gene Ontology annotation, molecular function: ABC-type transporter activity; ATP binding. Gene Ontology annotation, cellular component: membrane. The record is from RefSeq and is a predicted model, not a curated record. Gene Ontology annotation, biological process: transmembrane transport.
UGGACCGAGCCACACCAAUGGAGACACGUUGCAGACUCUGUGGGAACAGGAAGUGUCCUUAGUUGGUCUCCAGAAAGCGUCUUUGACUCGCGUCCUGCUUCAUUUCCAGAGAGACAGACUGCUACUCGUCCUCUGCGUCAGCGUCCUGUUCAUGUUGUGUCUGUUUGUCGGCUCAGGUGUCCUCGUCCAUGAGAUCCUCCGGUACAUCAUCCACCCUUCCUCCGUGUUGGUGGGUGUGGUUCUGUCUCUGGCUCUGGUCCUCGUCGAGCUGUCCCGGGUCGGCUGUCUUACUCUGUGCUUUGCCGUCAACCUGAGGACAGGAAUCAGGCUGAGGACAGGCGUCCUCAUGCUGGGCUUUAACAAGAUCCUGUCCCUGAGGGGACACAGAGGACAAGUGGGACAGAUAGUGGAUGUCCUGACCAGUGACAGUCUCCGCCUGUUCGAUGCCGUCCUGUUGUGUCCACUGAUGCUGCCCUUCCCGCUCCUCUUCGUCUUCUGCUCCGUCUACUCCGUCUACAUCCUCGGAUACACUGCCCUCAUCGGCUUCUUCAUCAUCCUCCUCUUCAUCGUCCUGCAGUGUGUGUUUGCCACACUCAUCAGUUGCCUCCAGAAGAAGUCGUUGAUCAUCACUGACAGUCGAGUCCAAAGUGUUAACGAGCUGCUGAGCUUCAUCAAACUCAUCAAGAUGUUCGUCUGGGAGACGUCGUUCACCGACAGGAUCACAGACCUGAGGAGGUCGGAGGUGAACGUGUUGCAGCGAUCUGCUCUGAUCCAGAAUCUCAGUGUGACCAUCAGUCCUCUGGUUCCCGUCAUGGCCGCCGUGUUUACCUUCAUCGUCCACACGUCGCUGGGCCUACCACUGACCACGCACACCGCUUAUCCCAUCGUCACCAUCUUCAACUGCAUGAGGUUCAUUCUAUCCAUGACGCCCAGUGCCGUCAAGCUCCUGGCUGAAACUGCUGCGUCUGUGGGUCGCCUGAAGAAGUUGCUGCUGAUCAAGAAUCCAGAGUCGUACAUCAGUCGGAAAACAGACUGCAGGUCAGCGGUCGUCAUGGAGAAGGCCACGCUGUCCUGGAAUAAACCAGUCCAGCACCCCGACACAGAGGACAGGCCGGACUCGGUGUCCAACUGCAGACACACUGAGGUGACGCCAACUCUGAAGAACAUCAGCUUUACCCUGAACAAGGUGAGCAGUGUUCACAGGCUACACCUCAGGAGGACAUGA